AUGCUCUACUUUUCGCUUUGCCUGAGUUUUAAUUCUUCCUUCAGGAAUUCUUUCUUUCUUUCUGAUCUCUUCGCCAUUUCUUUUCUUCUAUUUCGCUCUCUAAUUCCUUUUCAUUAUUUCUUUUCUAUUCGUCUGUUUUCCUUUCUAACUUUUAUUUCUUUAUUCAGCGUUUUCUUUCUUUUCUUUUUUCCCCCUGUUUCUUUCUGUGUUAACGUAAUUUGUUUUCUUCACAAUUUAGCCAUUUCUUUACUCCUCCUUCCAACCUUUUACUUGUUCCUUCACCUUUUUGCUUCUUCAUUCCACCAUUUUUUCUUUUCCCUCGAACCUUUACUUAUUUCAUCAUCAUUUUCUUUCUUAUAUUUUUCCUCUUUCAUUUGUAAAAUAUUUGGCAUAAUUCAGAAUUUCAUAAUUCGCACUAUAUUCUUCUUUUUCCUUCGUACUGAAACACUUUUCGUUCUUUCUUUCUUUCAUUUUUCUUUCUUUCUUUCUUUCUUUCUUUCAUUUUUCUUUCUUUAUUUCUUCCGUUCUUUCUUUCUUUCUUUCAUUCAUUCUUUCUAUCUUUCUUUCUUUCUUUCUUUCUUUCAUUUUUCUUUCUUUAUUUCUUUCUUUUUUCUUUCUUUCAUUCUUUCUUUCUUUCUUUCUUUCUUUCUUUAUUUCUUUCGUUCUUUCUUUCUUUCACUCACUUUCUGCACUACGACCUCAUUUAUUUACUUGUUAAUUUAUCUAUAUUCGGACUCACUCCUUCUCCCUCCUUCUUACUAUACUUUCAUUCUUCCUUCUCUUGUUUCUUUCUGUGUUUGUUCAUAUAUAUUUUUCCCACUCGCAGACGUGAACUUCAUUUCAUUCCACAUUUUUUCUAUCUAUCUAUCUAUCUAUCUAUCUAUCUAUCUAUUUAUCUAUCUAUCUAUCUAUCUCUUUUUAUGUCUGUCUAUCUAUCUAUUUAUCUAUCUAUCUCUUUUUAUGAGUAUCUAUCUAUAUAUCCCUUUUUAUGACUAUCUAUAUAUCUAUCUAUCUCUUUUUAUAUCUAUCUAUUUCGUUUUAUGUCUGUCUGUCUAUCUAUCUAUUUGUCUAUCUGUUUUUAUAUCUAUCUCUCUAUUUAUCUAUCUCUUUUUAUGUCUGUCUGUCUAUCUAUUUAUUUUUAUGACUAUCUAUCUAUCUAUCUAUCUAUCUAUCUUGGUCUCUUUAUGUCUGUCUAUCUAUUUAUCUAUUUAUCUUUCUGCUUUUAUAUCUAUCUAUCUAUCACUUUUUAUGUCUGUCUAUCUAUCUAUCUCUUUUUAUGAUUAUCUAUCUAUCUAUCUAUCUUUCUCUUUUUAUGUCUAUCUAUCUAUCUAUCUCUUUUUAUAUCUAUCUAUCUAUCUAUCUAUCUAUCUAUCUAUAUCUUUUUAUGUCUAUUUAUCUAUCUAUCUUGGUCUCUUUAUGUCUGUCUAUCUAUUUAUCUAUCUAGCUAGCUAA
This is a messenger RNA of Acanthosepion pharaonis, 1452 nucleotides long. Lineage: Eukaryota; Metazoa; Mollusca; Cephalopoda; Sepiida; Sepiidae. The record is from the annotation of a GenBank genome assembly.